AUGUCAUUAAUGACAGAUACCAGACCUCUUUCAAAGAAAUCAGGUGCUAAACCAGUUUAUGGUAAAAAUACACCACAGUUUACCAAAACUGUAGCAGAAAUUGUAAAUGCAUUAAUUAAUGCAUAUAAAGAAGGUAAAAAGAUCAAUUUAUUAAAGAUCAAAACUGAAUUAGCAGCAAAAAAUUCAUUAUCUGACCAACCAAAAUCAGUCGAUAUUAUUUCAGCAAUUCCAGAAUCAUACAAAAAUACAUUAUUACCUCUUUUAAAAGCAAAACCAGUUAGAACAGCAUCUGGUAUUGCUGUUGUUGCUGUUAUGUGUAAACCACAUCGUUGUCCACAUCUUGCAAUGACAGGUAAUAUUUGUGUAUAUUGCCCAGGUGGACCAGAUUCAGAUUUUGAAUAUUCAACACAAUCAUAUACAGGUUAUGAACCAACUUCAAUGAGAGCUAUUAGAGCACGUUAUAAUCCAUAUUUACAAACACGUAGUCGUAUUGAUCAACUCAAACGUUUAGGUCACAAUGUUGAAAAAGUCGAAUUCAUUAUUAUGGGUGGUACAUUUAUGUCAUUACCAGCAGAUUACAGAGAUUAUUUCAUUCGUAAUCUUCACGAUGCACUUUCAGGUCACACAUCAAACAAUGUUGCAGAGGCAGUAAAAUAUUCAGAACAAAGUAAUGUUAAAUGUAUUGGUAUUACAAUCGAAACUCGUCCAGAUCAUUGUUUAAAACUUCAUUUAAGUAAUAUGUUGGUUUACGGUUGCACUCGUUUAGAAAUUGGUGUACAAAGUGUUUUCGAAGAUAUUGCCAGAGACACUAAUCGUGGUCACACUGUUCGUGCAGUUUUAGAAUCUUUUCAAUUGGCCAAAGAUAGUGGUUUCAAAGUUGUUGCUCAUAUGAUGCCAGAUCUUCCAAAUAUGGGUAUGGAAAGAGAUAUUUAUGGUUUUAUGGAAUUCUUUGAGAAUCCAGCUUUUAGAGCUGAUGGUUUAAAGAUUUAUCCAACUUUGGUUAUUCGUGGUACUGGUCUUUAUGAACUUUGGAAAACUGGUACAUACAAAAAUUAUUCACCAGAUAGUUUAGUAGAUUUAAUUGCAAAGAUUUUAGCUCUUGUACCACCAUGGACCCGUAUUUAUCGUAUUCAAAGAGAUAUCCCAAUGCCAUUAGUUACUUCUGGUGUCGAGUAUGGUAAUUUACGUGAACUUUGUCUUGCAAGAAUGAAAGAUUUUGGUACCAAAUGCCGUGAUGUUAGAACUCGUGAAGUAGGUAUUCAAGAGGUUCAUCAUAAAAUUAAACCAGAUCAAGUAGAAUUAAUUCGUCGUGAUUAUACUGCAAAUGGUGGUUGGGAAACAUUUUUAAGUUAUGAAGAUCCAAAACAAGAUAUUUUAAUUGGUUUACUUCGUUUAAGAAAAUGCAGUGAAACUACCUUUAGACCAGAAUUAAAAGAUAGCGUUUCAAUUGUUAGAGAGCUCCAUGUUUAUGGUAGUGUUGUAGGUAUUCAUAAUCGUGAUCCAACCAAAUUCCAACAUCAAGGUUAUGGUACAUUAUUAAUGGAAGAAGCAGAAAGAAUUGCUCGUGAAGAACACGGCUCAGUUAAGUUAGCUGUUAUUGCUGGUGUUGGCACACGUCACUAUUAUAGAAAGCUUGGAUAUGAAUUAGAUGGACCAUAUAUGUCUAAAGUAUUAUAA
Dictyostelium purpureum is the source of this 1677-nucleotide messenger RNA. Its product is annotated as elongation protein 3. Gene Ontology annotation, biological process: tRNA wobble base 5-methoxycarbonylmethyl-2-thiouridinylation. The coding region runs from base 1 to 1677 and encodes 558 amino acids. Lineage: Eukaryota; Evosea; Eumycetozoa; Dictyosteliales; Dictyosteliaceae. Gene Ontology annotation, molecular function: iron-sulfur cluster binding; acyltransferase activity, transferring groups other than amino-acyl groups. The record is from RefSeq and is a predicted model, not a curated record. The transcript is spliced from 4 exons. Gene Ontology annotation, cellular component: cytoplasm; nucleus; elongator holoenzyme complex.